AUGUAUUCCGGCAACAGCAGCAGCAUGCAGUCCUCGAGCGGCGGCGACGAGGAGUACGACUCCCGACCAGAGCCGAUCUCCACCUUCUUCAACUCCUCCGGCAGCUUCUCUUCUCUCUCUCACUACCCUCCUCUCCAUUCCCCCUCAAUCGACCCCCUCUUUAUGUACCUCGACGCCAUUGCUCGCUCUCUCCCUCCUCCCUGCAACUCCAAUGCCUUCCUCAACCUCGACGUCUCCAGUUGCACCGCCGCCACCAAUCUGAUGGGUUCGCCGCCGCCUCCGCCGUCCACCGCCGCCCCCAUCACCCCUUUGCCGCCGCCACCGCCGCCGCAAUCACAACGCUCUGCUUCGGCUCCUCUACUCACCGCCGCUUCCCGCAGCUCCAAGAAGCGGUCGCGGACGACCCGCCGAGAGUUGACCACGGUGUUGACGACUGACACCUCCAACUUCCGGGCCAUGGUCCAGGAGUUCACUGGCCUGCCGGUGCUACCCUUCUCGUCUUCCUUCCCUCGCUCUCGCUUUCCCGCCGCCUCCCCUCUCUCUCUCCUCAGGCCAUUCACCGUCUCUUCUUCUUCCUCCUCAUCUUCUUCUCAUUUUCCGAACUUCCUUGCAUCCGUUGAUUCCGCCUCGUCUGCCGCUAACACUUAUUCUUCGACUGAUAAAACAUUUCCCAUGGUGAAUAAUAAUAAUAUUAAUAGCACCAACUUACUGGAUAUGGUCAAUCUCCAAUCUUACCUUCAAUCCUCCCCGGCCACGAGCUACGGCGGUUUGAGUUUGCCUGUCCCCGGCGGCGGGAGAGCUCCCCAAGAAACACCGGCGAUGGCCCCCUUGGCAACGGCGGUGAAUCUCGGUCAACCAAUGGGGAUCCCGCAGUCGAGGGGCGGCGACGGAGCAGACAGCGAGCUUCUCCGGUGGAUCGGAGGUCCCGGUGGUUCAUCGGGGUACCGCGCAGAGAAGGCCUCAGACAACGUACCGACAGGUGGAAAAGGUACCGUGGACUCGUGGAUUUUCUCCUCAACUGAACGAAGAGUAUGA
Molecule: messenger RNA, 1035 nt
Organism: Spirodela intermedia
Lineage: Eukaryota; Viridiplantae; Streptophyta; Magnoliopsida; Alismatales; Araceae
Source: the annotation of a GenBank genome assembly